Exophiala mesophila is the source of this 1122-nucleotide messenger RNA. RefSeq lists its product as uncharacterized. The record is from RefSeq and is a predicted model, not a curated record. The coding region runs from base 1 to 1122 and encodes 373 amino acids. Gene Ontology annotation, molecular function: asparaginase activity. The transcript has 3 exons. Lineage: Eukaryota; Fungi; Ascomycota; Eurotiomycetes; Chaetothyriales; Herpotrichiellaceae.
AUGUUUACCACUUUGUUCUUGACCAGCCUAGCUCUGUCGGUAGCGGCAUCCCCUUUGCCCGCCCCUGUCCCUCUUCCUGAGCCUCACCUAAAUCAGCUCGUCGCUCGUCAAGACAUUCAGUCUCCCAUCAAUGCUUCGUUGCCUAAUGUGACUAUCUUCGCUACGGGCGGAACUAUUGCCAGUCAAGGGACAUCCAAUACUCAAACCGUCGGAUACAGUGUAGGCCUAGGUGUUCAACAGCUAGUUGACGCCGUGCCAGAGAUUCUCAAUAUCUCUAAUAUUCGAGGAUAUCAAAUCGCCAAUGUCGGGAGUCCCUCUAUUAACCAGACUAUCCUAUUAAGAUUGGCCCAGACCAUCACCGAGGAGCUCGCCCGGGACGAUAUUGCGGGUGUCGUCGUCACUCAUGGUACCGAUACUCUCGAAGAGACGGCAUAUUUCCUCGACCUAGCCGUUAACACGACUAAACCGAUUAUCGUGGUAGGCGCCAUGAGACCAGCUACGGCAUUAAGCGCGGAUGGACCUUUAAACUUGUUACAAGCUGUUACCUUGGCCGCUUCUCCUAAUGCUGUGGGUCGAGGCGCCAUGAUCACAUUAAAUGACCGCAUCGGCAGUGCCUAUUACACGACCAAGAACUCGGCCAAUUCUCUAGAUACAUUCUACAGCACAGAAAUGGGCCAGCUAGGAUUCUUCAUCAAUCAAGUGCCAUAUUUCUACUAUGAGCCUGCCGUUCCGAUCGGCAAGGUCCAUUUUGACCUGACUGGAGCUGAAUCUCUACCGUUAAUUAAUAUACUCUACUCACACCAAGAUAUGGAUCCCCAGCUAUUUAACUCGAGCGUGGAGGACGGGGCUGAGGGAUUGGUCGUGGCAGGGUCUGGCGCUGGGAGCUUAUCCGGCGUGGCAUACAUCGCCGCCGAAGCGGUAUAUAAUGAAACUGGUAUUCCCAUCGUUUCAAGUCAUCGAUCUCCCGAUGGCUUUGUCCCAGCGAGCCCCGAUGAAUUCAUCAUCGCCAGUGGUUUCCUCAACCCGCAAAAGGCACGCAUUUUGUUGCAGUUGGCCCUCCAGGCCGGCUUCGACGUCGAUUCUAUCCGAGACCUUUUUGCGCUCGGAUACCCGCCCCCAUAA